AUGUUACUGAGCAAAGUGAGCUGUCAGCUGCGAGGGAGCCGCCAGCACCCAGGCCGCGCCCAGGCGUGCGGGCCCCGUUUCCUCACGGGGGAGCUUCCCGGGUGGCAGGCCCAGGCCGGCGUCUGCCACACCCAGGGCGAGAGCGUGGCUGCAGACACCUGGGUUUCCAACGUCCAGUGCGACUGUGAGGCUAACCUGCAGCUGGAGCCGCUCCGCUGCUGGGCGCCGCCUGCUGUGUGCCGCCUACUGUGUGCCAGCUGCUGGGCGCCGCCUGCUGUGUGCCGCCUACUGUGUGCCACCUACUGUGUGCCAGCUGCUGGGUGCCGCCUGCUGUGUGCCGCCUGCUGUGUGCCGCCUACUGUGUGCCGCCUACUGUGUGCCACCUACUGUGUGCCAGCUGCUGUGUGCCGCCUGCUGUGUGCCGCCUACUGUGUGCCACCUACUGUGUGCCAGCUGCUGGGCGCCGCCUGCUGUGUGCCGCCUACUGUGUGCCGCCUACUGUGUGCCGCCUACUGUGUGCCACCUACUGUGUGCCGCCUGCUGUGUGCCGCCUGCCUACUGGGCGCCGCCUACUGUGUGCCGCCUGCUGUGUGCCAGCUGCUGGGCGCCAAGGUCCGCCUGGGCCACCGCACCUGCCAGGCGCCUCGGGGCGGAGGGUCCGCCGGGCACUCGGGGCCGCGGGCGGGCGGGGCGGGCGGACCGGUGUUCCCGCGGGUCGCCGAGACGCGCUGCACUCGAGCCGGCGUUUCCGGCGGGCGGCCCAGCUGCGCGUCCGUCCGUCCAGCGCUCACCAUGGCCGCGCCGGCGCCGCGGGUGCUGCUGCUGCUGCUGCUGCUGCUGCCUCCGGGGGCCCACAGCGAGGUGUGCAUGUUGGCCGGUGGAGACAGCUUCUCCCCCAAGACCUGCCCCAUGUUCUGCUGUGGCACCUGCUACAACCAGUACUGCUGCUCCGACAUCCUGAAGUCCGUCUGGAACAAGGAAGGCUGUGCCGACAAUCAGGACAGCUUGGCCAGUGUCAGGAAUAACAUGGUGGAGACGUCGCUGAAGUACACCGACAUAGACACCAACCCCCUGCCAGGGUCCGGGGCCACCAUAGCCAUCGGCCUGACCAUCUUUGUGCUCUUCAUUGUCACCAUCAUCGCGUGCUUCACCUGCUCCUGCUGCUGUUUGUACAAGAUGUGCUGCCCCCCCCGCCCGGUUGUGACCACCAACACGUCCACCACGGUGGUGCACGCCCCCUACCCUCAGCCUGCAAGCGUGCCACCCAGCUACCCCGGGCCGUCGUACCAGGGCUACCACCCCAUCGCCCCCCAGCCAGGGAUGGUGGCGGCACCCUACCCGACGCAGUACCCACCCCCGUACCCCGCCCAGCCCGUGGGCCCGCCUGCCUACCACGAGACCUUGGCUGGGGGUGCAGCCAUGGCCUAUCCUGCCAGCCAGCCUCCUUACAACCCAGCCUACAUGGACCCCCCGAAGGCCACCCGCUGAACGCACUGCAUCUCUGGCUGCCACUUGAUGCGUCGCGCGCGCGCGCGCGCGCGCGCGCGCGUGUGUGUGUGUGUGUGUGUGUGUGCGCUUGUGCGGCUAUGCAGGCACAGCCUUUCAACCCGUGCGGUGUGUGUGUCCUGUUUAUACACGUGAUGAUGACAAGGUGGGGACGAGCCUCACCAGAGUUGCUGGAACCAUCCUUUGUUCUCUUCCUCACUUCAAAUUAUGCUUCCUUGAAAUCCCAAGCAAAACUCAAAGAAUGGGGUGAGUUCCUGGCCAGACCGCCCGGGAGACCGGGGGGUCGUCACUCGGACAGCCCCGCCUUUUGUGGGCAGCGAGCGCACAUGCUCGGGCUCUGCAGUGGCCAGCCCGCCUGAGGCCAUGCCUGCCCCCAGGUGUGGCCUCCCUCACAGAACAGAGCUCCUGCAGGGCGGUGAGUGGGGCCGGGGUAAGCUGGGUUUUGAUCCCAUCGUUCCCUGGAGCCAGGCCCUGGGACCACCUGGAGGCCGCAUCCGCCUCGGUGCUGGCUGCCCUGGCCCCCGACACAGGUGGACAGGGUGGCCGUUGUCCACCUACACACUCAGGUGUCCUCCCUGCAGUGUCUUUGUUGUACUUUUAUCCAAACUUUUUUUUGCCUCUUUUGUUUUAAAAUGUAUGUGAUAGUUGCUGAGGCUGAAACCCCUGGGUCCCAGAGGGACAUUGGCCCAGAGGAGAGGGACCAUCUGACCUGACAGUUCCCGUCUCCCUCACACCAGCUCCUGGAGCCUCGUUCCAUUGUCCUGGCAGCAGGGACACUGGGCCACCAGCCUCUGAACCAAGGUGGGGGGCCCUGGGUGGCCGCUGGCCCAGAUACGAAUACCUCAGUGUCCCCAGCCCUCUGUGACUGUCUCACCAGAUCUGUCUCAACUUUGUACUGUUGAUGCGUUUCUGAGUCUGGGAGCUGUACCUUGGUUUAUAAUAAAUGCAGACAUUUUGAGCUA
Myotis myotis is the source of this 2468-nucleotide messenger RNA. It is a transcript of the gene SHISA5, whose product is annotated as shisa family member 5. Lineage: Eukaryota; Metazoa; Chordata; Mammalia; Chiroptera; Vespertilionidae. Gene Ontology annotation, cellular component: endoplasmic reticulum. The record is from RefSeq and is a predicted model, not a curated record. The transcript has 9 exons. Bases 1 to 1488 code for a protein of 495 amino acids. Gene Ontology annotation, biological process: positive regulation of canonical NF-kappaB signal transduction.